Messenger RNA from Coffea arabica (coffee), 1083 nucleotides. The record is from RefSeq and is a predicted model, not a curated record. Lineage: Eukaryota; Viridiplantae; Streptophyta; Magnoliopsida; Gentianales; Rubiaceae.
UGUUGAGUUUGCGAAAAUAUACCAAGGUUCUUACACUUCUAUAAAUCAAAGUUCACCUCUCCACUUCCUCUAAGCAUAAUAUUCCGCACAUAACAGCACACGAGCACUGACUUCUGUCUCUGUCUUUUCUCCAUUUCUACUUCCCUGUUACACCUGCACACGAGCACCUGGAAAAUGGGAACACCUGGAACUUCCCCUCUCUGUUGGAAAAUGGGAGAUAAGCUUACCGUCCUAGAAAACAGGACUUGGUUCAACAUAGAAUUCAAGAUGUGGGUGGAUGGCUCUAGGCCUGAUAGGUUCAAGAAAAUUGUUAGGAUCGAACCAGGCAAGUCUAUAAGAGUAAAGGCCUCAACUUUCAACAGUGAUGAUCAGGGCAGUCUUGAACAUGCCAUCCUGCUGGUUUAUGCAAAUGGAAGUUGGACAGGAAAAUACAUUCUUCCUCAGGACUUGUUCGCUUGGGCGGCAGUCUUCUGCGACAGUAACCGACACGGUCAAGUUAUUCUUCGAGCCAGAAGAGCAAACUUCAACCUCUUCAGACUCAAAUGUUUCGCGUUCCUUCCUGCAAAAUACGGGGGACCAGGCAUGGCUGAAGAGGAGAUUUAGGUCUCCAGGAAAACACUUGACCGUGUUGUUUCACUCUUUUAAGGCUGUGGAUGGUUUAUUGAGAGAAUUGUUGGAAUGUGUGUAGAAUUAAAAUUGAAUUCUACAAAAAAAUUUACUCAAAAUUCUGUAAAAUCCAAUUUUAUUGCCCACACAAACUCCAAGUCUCUCCAAAAACCAGAAACAGCAGCAAAUGUUCUAUGUAUCUUUCGUGCUUGUGAGGUGAUGGAUGCCAAGCACGCACACCUGUUUCAAAGACUAGGGAAGGCUGGCUGUGCAUUCCCACCUCAAGUUUAUUAGUAUUGCUGCUUUGUGUACUUUUGAUCAAGGAUUUUGAUAAUAAUACAGUUUAGCGUGUGUAAAGCAAAGGCAUUAUGUAAAGUAACGGAAUCCUGAGUGUGUUUGAAGUUGUAUGACAUUCGUGCAUUCUACUGCAUUGCACGUAUCAGUUUUUAAGUGUUCUGAUCACUCAGAUAUAGUUUC